AUGUCGCCGCCGUUGAUGGCCAGCGGGGCACACGGCGCUUUGGCCGGGCCUAGUGUCAGCCAACCCACCGGAACAACCCCAUCGAACUUCCAGGGCAUCACCAGAACAACAUCGCAGAGGAUGAUCCAGGUGCCCAUCAUCCCCACAUCCGAUACAGGCAGCGUCCACAGCCGGUCGGUGGUGCAGCAACAGACUGGGCAGUGCACAACACCCGGUGCAACUGUCAACGCUCCGACGACAGAGGCCACCCCGGCAGCGAAAACAUCUCCGCCGGGGUUUAGCGCAGGCGACUCUACCACAACCGCCCAAGCCACUCCAGUUACCCGCGCUUCGAACCGCAACAGCAGGAAGUCUCAGCGUGCUCUGCAAGCUGACAGCAACACGCAGGAAGCUCACAUUAAUACUCGCGGAGUCACAGCUAGACGUAGUGGUACUCUGGCCUCUCGGGACAAACGUGCGGGUGGCGGGGAUUCCGGCAAACCCAUGUCUCGGCCUGGAAAGCAGCAGCAGAGAGCCAGGCUUGGACGUAACACCCCGGUGGAUGACCAAGAGUCAGAAGGAUACUCUAACUUGUGA
Chaetomium globosum CBS 148.51 is the source of this 576-nucleotide messenger RNA. RefSeq lists its product as uncharacterized. The transcript is spliced from 2 exons. Lineage: Eukaryota; Fungi; Ascomycota; Sordariomycetes; Sordariales; Chaetomiaceae. The record is from RefSeq and is a predicted model, not a curated record. The coding region runs from base 1 to 576 and encodes 191 amino acids.